AAUUACCAUAUUUUUGUUAAUAUAUUAUAGGAAGAGAUUAUACAUGAGUCACUACAUGAGAAGAAAAGAAGGCGUGAGAUGGAAGACCGUGUCAAGCAGCGCGUGAUGAGCUUGAAAAGAUUGGAAAGAGAGGAUGAUCAAGAUAGUGUAGCUGCAAAGCUUAUUGACCAAAUUAAAGCUAUGAAGAUUCAGAGAUUUCAACUUGCAAUGGAAAUUAAGAAUUUACUUAUUGAUGCUGUGGCUCUCCGGCGAAGUUAUGCUGAACAAAACAUGGCAUCCCUCGAACUUGCGCUGAAGGUUAAAGAGAUGGAAGCUAAUGUGAAGCACCAAGAAAAAUUUGCAAUGCAAGCAUCUCUGCAUUAUGAGUACUGUAAAAAGGAGACAGAGGAAUACCGACGACAGUUGGAAGCUGCCAAGAGGCAUGCAGAAUCAGUAGCUAUUAUAACUCCAGAACUUGAGCAAGCUUUUUGUGAGGUUUGUUUCCUCCUCGUAAACAUGGGAAAGAUUUAAACCUUUUGCACUGGG
This is a messenger RNA of Capsicum annuum, 525 nucleotides long. Its product is annotated as structural maintenance of chromosomes protein 5-like. The transcript is spliced from 5 exons. The coding region runs from base 79 to 510 and encodes 143 amino acids. Gene Ontology annotation, cellular component: Smc5-Smc6 complex. NCBI's taxonomy places the organism in Eukaryota, Viridiplantae, Streptophyta, Magnoliopsida, Solanales, Solanaceae. Gene Ontology annotation, molecular function: ATP hydrolysis activity; ATP binding. The record is from RefSeq and is a predicted model, not a curated record. Gene Ontology annotation, biological process: double-strand break repair via homologous recombination.